AAAAAUGACCAAAGAGGGGUUCGGAGCGGGUCUUCUGUAGUCGAUUCUGAAAAUCUUUCGAGCGAAUAGCCCUGUAUUCAACUACAGUACCCACACGUCACUGUCAGUCCUACUCGAGAGCGUUGGUUAGUCAGGGAUAUCACACCACUGUCUAUCUCACUCUCCCCCUGUAUCAACGCAUUGACAUAGCUAGUAGAAGACAAUAAAAAAUAAAACAUUUCAAGCCGAAGAUGGCAGAGCUUGGAGCGGGGAGCCUGCUGUUGGGGGAUCCUGCUUUUAAUUACCAAGAAGCCGAGCUAAAUGAACGAUUGAAGCGGCUCUACCCGGCCGUAAAUGAGGAUGAGACCCCCUUACCCCGAUCAUGGAGCCCCAAGGAUAAAUACAGCUACAUCGGGCUCUCACAGAACAAUCUGCGGGUGCAUUACAAAGGUCAUGGGAAGAAUCACAAGGAUGCCGCGUCUGUGCGUGCCACUCAUCCCAUACCAGCCGCCUGUGGGAUCUACUACUUUGAAGUGAAGAUUGUCAGCAAGGGCAGGGAUGGGUACAUGGGGAUUGGUCUGUCUGCCCAGGGAGUCAACAUGAACAGACUGCCUGGUUGGGACAAGCACUCGUAUGGUUACCACGGUGACGAUGGACACUCCUUCUGCUCUUCAGGGACUGGCCAACCAUAUGGCCCAACCUUCACCACUGGCGAUGUGAUUGGUUGCUGUGUGAACCUAAUUAACAACACCUGUUUCUACACCAAGAAUGGCAUCAGUCUAGGUGUAGCAUUUACAGACCUCCCUCCAAACCUGUACCCCACAGUGGGCCUGCAGACUCCUGGAGAGAUUGUGGAUGCUAACUUUGGCCAGCAGCCCUUUGUGUUUGACAUUGAGGACUAUAUGAGUGAAUGGAGGGCUAAGAUCCAUGGCAUGAUCGCCCGCUUCCCUAUCGGCGAGAGACUGGGGGAGUGGCAGGCAGUGCUGCAGAAUAUGGUAUCCACCUACCUGGUGCAUCAUGGGUACUGUGCUACGGCCACAGCCUUCGCCAGGGCCACAGAGACCUUGAUCCAGGAGGACCAGACCUCCAUAAAGAACCGGCAGAGAAUACAGAAGCUGGUAUUGGCAGGGCGUGUUGGAGAGGCCAUCGAAGCCACACAGCAGCUGUACCCUGGACUUCUAGAACACAACCCCAAUCUACUCUUCAUGUUGAAGUGUCGGCAGUUUGUGGAGAUGGUGAACGGUACAGACAGUGAGGUACGAUGCUUUAGUAUCCGCUCCCCCAAGUCCCAGGACAGCUACCCUGGCUCCCCCAGCCUGAGCCCCCGACAUGGAGCCACUAACCCCAAUCUGCACAGUGCAGGAGCAGACAGCCCCACAUGCAGUAACGGGGUCACCCCUCCCAACAAGAACAAGAGCCACAACAAGUAUCCAGGCGUCAGCUCUGCCUCCUCCUCCUCUUCUUCCUCCCCUUCCUCUGUCAAUUACUCUGAGUCCAACUCCACUGACUCCACCAAGUCCCAGCCUCACAGUGGCACCAGCAACCAGGAGGAGACCAGGUGUGUGGCAAGUGACAGUGAGAUGGAGAUCGAGGCUGAGCACUACACUAACGGGGUGGCAGAGAACCCCUCUGCUCGGAUCAUGAAUGGCACUUACAAGCACCAGGAAAUCCUGCAGGCUCAGGACAUCAGCCUGGGUAACGGAGUGGCAGAGGAUAGCUGUGCCUCCAGACAGCUGUGUGGAGGGAACCAAGCAGCCACAGAGAGGAUGAUCCAGUUUGGCCGUGAACUGCAGGGCCUCAACGAGCAGCUGUGCCGUGAAUACGGCAAGAACGUCACACACAAGAAGAUGCUGCAGGAUGCCUUCAGUUUAUUAGCAUAUUCGGAUCCCUGGAACUGCCCAGUGGGGCAACAGCUAGACCCAAUGCAGAGAGAGAAUAUCUGCUCUGCUCUUAACAGCGCCAUCUUGGAGUCUCAGAACUUGCCUAAGCAGCCCCCUCUGAUGCUUGCUCUGGGUCAGGCCACAGAGUGUGUCCAGCUCAUGGCCAGGGUCCGCUCAGGGUCCUGUUCCUUCGCCAGAGUAGACAACUUUUUGCACUAGCCCCAGUCCAGGCAAUGUUCAGGACUAAGAAGAGGUCUUUCCAAUGGGUUGCCAGAUGACUGAGGAAAGCAUGUGUUUGAAUUUGUGUGUCGCUUGCCAUUUGGCAGAAGCAGAUGGACAGGGGAAUGAGUAGAACAUGACAGGAAAGUUUAUUUUUAAUUUAGUAUUAUCAAAUACAAAAUGUGUGACUCUAUUUAAAGAAUUCAUUAUUAUUCUGUUUAUCUAGUCAUGUUCUAGGUUUUAUUUAGUCAGUUUGUUGUGCUCAUCUUGGAAGGAAAAAAAAUCUAAUUCCGUUUUUGUUUUUGAGUGGAUUUCAAUUCCCUACACAGUGUUUUAAAGAUGUUCAUCAUAUCAAAGAAGUUCAUGUUGGCAUGCUUUGUCGUUACCAAGCAAGAUACUCUGGUUUCUUUCAUUCAGAACUCAGGUAUUCACAGCACAUUUGUCAUUUCAGUUUGGGAUAUUGUAGACAGAGGUAGGUUUACCCAGCUGUUCAGUGGCUCCAAUUUAGGACCUUCAUUUUUUUGGUUCAAAUUCUUACUACUUAGUAUGACUUAACUCCAGAAGCUAAUUUAAUUUAAAGUUAAAGGUCUGAAUUGGCUUCUGAAAGUACACAUGGCUAUAAGCCACUAACCUGCUGGUCACCUCAGAGCCCCAUACAGCAGCAUUCACCUCAGAUCAAACAAUGAUGACACUGAUUCAUUUGUGAGUUUUAAUAUAAGUGUAGUAUAUUUCCAAUCAAGUGUCUCCACUAGUUUGAUUUGUAACCUACAGUAAAAAUACACAGACAUACAGUACUGUGGGGAAUUUGGAAAUCACUCUCUGGUUUUUGACUUGCUAAUUAUAUUGAAGAUAUGAAGUCUGACGUUGAAUAUAUAUAUAUAUACACACACAAUUUAAUGAUAUAUUCAAUAAAAAAGUUAAACUGA
Oncorhynchus mykiss (rainbow trout) is the source of this 3004-nucleotide messenger RNA. Its product is annotated as ran-binding protein 10. NCBI's taxonomy places the organism in Eukaryota, Metazoa, Chordata, Actinopteri, Salmoniformes, Salmonidae. The record is from RefSeq and is a predicted model, not a curated record. Gene Ontology annotation, molecular function: protein binding.